Messenger RNA from Euleptes europaea (tarantolino), 1215 nucleotides. It is a transcript of the gene VSIG4, whose product is annotated as V-set and immunoglobulin domain containing 4. Bases 1 to 1215 code for a protein of 404 amino acids. Gene Ontology annotation, biological process: negative regulation of interleukin-2 production; negative regulation of complement activation, alternative pathway; negative regulation of T cell proliferation. The transcript is spliced from 9 exons. The record is from RefSeq and is a predicted model, not a curated record. Lineage: Eukaryota; Metazoa; Chordata; Lepidosauria; Squamata; Sphaerodactylidae. Gene Ontology annotation, molecular function: complement component C3b binding.
AUGAAGAGCGGGAGAGGCCUGGGUGAAGCUCUUUGUAGAAUGGAAACAUUGGUUUUGCUAUGGCUACUAGCGCUUGCAUCCCCUGUCUGUGGGAAAGCCCUGCUGGAUCUAACUGGUGUGCAGGAAAUCGAAGGGACCUGGAGAGCAUCCGUUAAUUUGCCAUGUGUGUAUGAACCCUCUGCUGACUUCGAGCAGGAAGCUGUGGUGUGGAAAGCCUCUCUGUCAGAUCAUAGCAUUAGGACCAUCUUUCGCCGGGCUCCUGACUCAGGAGAUCAGAUACUCUUGAUGCAUUUCAAAAGCAGAAUCCAUGUCCCAAAAGACCCACCCGGAGAUGUUUCCCUCCUAAUUGAGGAUCUGGAGUUGGCCGAUCGUGGGCAAUACACCUGUGAAGUUGUCUGGGUGGCGAGAAACAAGAGCAGGAUGACGAAAGAGAGGAUGACUGUCCUCAGUGUUGUCAAAGUGGCAGUGUCCAAGCCCGUCAUUACAGCUGGAAGCGUGGGAUCCAUCCUGCCCAGAGGGAGGAAUAUCAGCCUGACCUGCCAAGCCAAUGGCUCCCUACCCAUCAUAUACCGAUGGUUCAAGGCAGUGCAAAAAGGAAAUGCAGACCAAGUUGGGGAGAAUGCCAUACUCCGCUUUGACAGUCUGCAGGUACCAGAUACAGGAACAUACUUCUGUGAAGCAGAGAACCGAGUCAGCUCUGCUGUCCAGCAGAGUGAUGCCUUUCAGCUAAUUGUGAGAGACCCAGCCUCCCUGCCUACUACCAACGACCCCGCCGGGUCUCGGAUUACAAGCACUUCGAAAAGAAAUCUGGUUCCAACUACAAUAGAGCCUUGGAGGGAUGGGAGAGUUUCAGAGCACUAUGCCAGCAACCCAGCUCCUCGGAGGACCAGCCUGCCCCUCUACGUCAUUGUCCUGAUUGCUGUGCUCUGCAUCGUGGUGCUUCUUGCGGUCUUGGCGGUUGUCUUCUGCAGAAGGAAGCCCAGGGCUGAUCACACCUAUGAAGUGAACUACAAUAAUCCUGGGACUGUCACGAGGGAAGAAGCCGGUGCAUACAGGUGUGAAGUUGAGCAAGUCACCCCAAGGGUUGAGAACAACUACACCAUGGAACCAGCCAAAAUCUCUGAGUAUGUGCCAAUGGACACCAAGAUCAACCAAGAGUAUGAGACCCUUGUGCAACAGAUGGAGUCUGAGUAUGAAGUGGCAGACACUCAGUAG